This is a messenger RNA of Vitrella brassicaformis, 2374 nucleotides long. NCBI's taxonomy places the organism in Eukaryota, Vitrellaceae. The record is from the annotation of a GenBank genome assembly.
AGUGCAUUGCUCCUCACGGCCUCGUCGGCCCCGCCUCCCUCGCGCCGCGGAUCUGUAUGCGCCACUUUCCUGCCGUGCACUCGGGGCGGCGUGUUUCAAAGACGGCGGACUCUGCAAUGGAUGACGAGUGACGUGCAGAAAAUACAUCAUGAGACCGAGUGCGUGUUUGCUGGCAUCGACUUCGGUGAGCUAAGAUGGUCUGGCCAUGGACGGACACACACAAGACCCACACCACACACAAUCAUUAUGCGGCCACACACGUGUGUGUGCAUGUGUGCCGUGUCCAUUCAUUAAGGUACGAGUGGGUGUCGCAUCAGUGUGAUUGACGGGGAUGAGCGUGAGCUUUUCAGCGACAGCGUCAGGUGGCACCAGCUGGCUGCCUCUGCCUCAUCAUCCACACCUACGCGUCAACCCCACACGGACGGUGCGCUUGCCGCCGACCCGUCUUUGUGGCUGGCGGGGCUGCACCGCCUGAUGGCUGCCGUGCCGGUAGAGAUGAGGCGAUCCAUGCGGGCGAUAGCUGUCGAUGGCACAUCGGCCACGGUGCUCCUGGUGGACACCACCACCGGCAAAGUCACCAGGUCGGUCAGAUCAAACAAAACAAGCCCAAGAGACAGACAUACCAACACGGACGCACCCAUCUCUCUCUCCCGGUUUUCCCACUUGCAGAGGGUGCCGUUUGUAUAAUUGGAGUGCACUGGAUGAGGAUGAGGAUGAGGCGCCAGCAGAAGGCCCGCGUGCAUGGGCGAUGGCCAAGGCCGUCAGCCCCCCCGGCAGCCCCGCCUGCUCCCCCACCUCGAGCUUCGUCAAGUGCCUCACAUGGCUGCUGGAGAGACCGCUCGACGCCGACGAAAAGUCGGUAUGACGAAGGAAUAGAUAGAUAAGAGAGGGAGGGAGGGAGGGAGGUCAGGGGGCCGCAAAUGAGAUCAAUGGUGUGUUUGUUUGUGUGUUUGUGUUUUGAGCAGGAUAGCUCAUCAGUGUGACUUUGUCUUGGCGUAUCUUCGGAGCUCUGAGGAGGGCGGGCCGAUGGAGGUCGUCACGGAUUGGAACAACGCCUUGAAAAUCGGUGGGCUGGGCGGCUACACGGCAAGAAAGAACCAACCCAGCCAAACAGACAAGACACACACAUCCUUUCUGUCUGUCUGCCUGCCGGCCGUCUUGCCAGGCUAUGACUGCGAGACUCUCAGCUACCCUCCCUGGCUGAAGGGGCAUCGGACAGCCGCAGAUCCUUCAAUGAGGGCCACACUCGAGAGCCUCUUUGAUGCCCUCCCUCCUGUGGUGGCGCCGGGCGAGGUGUUGGGCCAUGUGGCGGCGGGCAGAGUCGAGCAGUGGUCUCUGCCUGCCGACUGCAGGGUGGUCAGCGGCACUACUGACAGCAUCGCGGCCUUUCUUGCUGCUGGUAGGUGUGUGGGUGUCUUUGCGUGUCUUUGACUGGCAGGGAGGUGUGUUCGUGUGUGUAUGUGUGCAGGGGCGAGUCGCGUUGGGGAUGCGGUGACGACCCUGGGCAGCACCUUGGCCAUCAAGCUGCUCACACCUGACCCUGUCGAGGACGCACAGGCCGGCGUAUACAGGUGAGUGAGGUGAGUGCGGCACACACAGACUGAAUGCCGACCGUUCGUGUGUGUGUUCCAGCCACAGGAUUCCCCUGUCCGUGUUGCCGCCUGGCGAUAGGAGCAGCAGCGAUCCAACGACCACCGAUCGGUGCUUCCUGGCUGGCGGUGCGAGCAACGUGGGAUGCGCUGUGUUGGUGGACGAGGGCUUUUCAGACGAUGAGCUGAGACAGCUCUCUGCACAGAUCGACCCCGAAACCGACUCGCCCCUCGACUACUACCCCAUGAGAGGUAGUAGGUACACGGCCACACACACAGAGGACUCCACCACAGCUCUGCUGUACGUGUCUCUGCAGGUGUUGGCGAGCGAUUCCCGUUCAACGAUCCCCAUCGUGUGGGCCGCCUGCAGCCAAAACCAGGCACCAGGAAGGAGUACCUCCACGGCAUCCUCCAGGCAAGCAACACGUCGAACGCCACACAAUAAUUAAAUGAACCCACCCAUCCUCCAUCCGCUCACGUGUACAGGGCAUUGCCUCAGUGGAAGUGGCGGGCUACGCGAAGCUGAAGAAACUGGGCGGCGCGCCAAAGGCAGCGGUGCGGCGUGUCUUCACUGCUGGCGGCGGGGCGCAGAACGACGUGUGGCGGCGGAUGCGAGAGCGGAUGCUGGGGGUGCCUGUGAUCAGGUCGGAGCACACGGACUCUGCAUAUGGCGCUGCGCUUCUCGCCAAGAGGGCCCUUGACCGGCUGAGUGACUGACUCACUGACUGACUCACUGACUGACUCACUGAGCUGGCUGGUCGAAAGAUUGAUGCCCAACCUCAGAA